Messenger RNA from Plasmodium inui San Antonio 1, 939 nucleotides. RefSeq lists its product as hypothetical. Lineage: Eukaryota; Apicomplexa; Aconoidasida; Haemosporida; Plasmodiidae. The transcript is spliced from 2 exons. The coding region runs from base 1 to 939 and encodes 312 amino acids. The record is from RefSeq and is a predicted model, not a curated record.
AUGCAAGAUAAUAAGAGAAAUCCAAAUUUUCUUCUAUCCAUAAUAUCUUUCUUGGGGAAUAUAACAGAAAGGAAGAGUUCCUUUAAAAAGUCGUUCAAGGAAAAGGAAAUAAAACUAAAAAGCAAGAAAUCUUCAAUCUGUAUAUUUUUCAAGUCUGUCUUUAGUGCCUUACUUUUGUCUUUGUAUUACCUUCUGCUACAAAACAUCAACACAUGCACAGGAAAUAAAUAUUCACAUUCACACGUAAAUAAUAGACAUCCCAGGAUAUUAUAUCCAGACAUUUCUUCACUUUUAAAAGGAUCCCGUGUUAAUAAUCCUAUCGAAGAACAAAAGAAAAAUCUAUUUCCAUUUAAACAUGAUGAUAAUAACAGUUUCUCUGGAAAUGUGGAUAAACAAAAUGAACACUUACAAAAGAAACUUUCGAAGGACAACCAAUUGAAAAACCACACGGGGAAACAAGAACAAUAUAAUAAAAACGAAAUCAUGUUCAGUUGUGUAAAUACUGGUAAUUGCGAAGAAGUAACGGAAGACGAAUUAAACGAUAAAUUAAAUAACAUAAAGGGGGCCGUUAACACCAAAACGAUGAAUCUGGUAUGGAAAUAUGUACAUAAUCAUGAGAGGGUAAAGUUUACUCGAAUGCAGAAAGAAAUGCAAAAUUAUUGUAAAUUGUUAGCUAAACAUUAUCACAUACCAACAGAAUUUGAACCGAAAAGAUGCAAACAUGUAGAUGAUAAAAUAAGGAAUUUACUACUGAAGAAAGAUCGUUUUGAUUUAAAAAAUAUAAAGGACUUUGCUAAGGAAGAUUUUUGUGCAAGGUGGGAAUUUUUGAGGUACAUCAAUUUGAAGAGAAGAUCGUGGAAAGAACUUCGAGAAUCCACAAAGGAAAAGUGGGCAAACUACAUAAAUGACCAGUUCAAAAAUUAUAAACCUAAAAAGUGA